Messenger RNA from Closterium sp. Yama58-4, 3249 nucleotides. The record is from the annotation of a GenBank genome assembly. NCBI's taxonomy places the organism in Eukaryota, Viridiplantae, Streptophyta, Zygnematophyceae, Desmidiales, Closteriaceae.
AUGGCUGGUUCCGCGGAUAGCGAUGCUCCUGGUAACGAGGAUAAUGAUGCUUCUCAACGACAGCUAGCGCAGGCUGUAAAGCUCGACAUUCCUCUCGAGUUCUACCGCGGCGAUAUAACCUACUUGAACAAUUUCGCAGCAGCCAUACCAAACUUCCCGCCGUACGCGUGGGCUGCUGACGUGGCACCGCCAUGCCCCACUGGCAACUGGAUUGGCGUGACGUGUAAUUCAGAUAACUACGUGACUGACGUUGACCUAAGCGCAAGCAACGUGACUGGAAACUUCCCAAAGCUCAAGGGUCCCUUCUCGUUUGACAUUGCUGCUGUCAUUUUUCUCAAGACGCUUAACCUUGCAGGAAACCUUCUCCAUGGCCCGUUUCCAAGUGAGCUGGCCCUCUCGCCCAGCCUCGCCUCUCUCAACGUGGCCAACAACAGCCUCACAGGGCGCCUGUCCGAAGACCUCUGUAACCUCAACCUCACCUGCGUCAACCUGAUGGGCAACCCUCUCCGUGGACCCAUCCCUUCGUGCUGGAGGAACUUCACAUGCCUUGACUUUGCCAACACCAGCCUUCUAGUCGUUCCCAACGAAACAUGCCGUGAUGUCCCUUACCACAGCUGCAACCCACCUCUUGCUGUCGCUGUAGCCCCCCCGUCCGCCUCUGCCUCCGCUGUCAACGUCGUUGCCAUCAUCUGUGGUGUCGUGGGGGGCGCUGCCUUCAUUGCGCUGCUGGUUGCGGGGGCAAUGGUUGUGAUGAAGCACAUUGAGAGGAAGCGACGGGAGGAGGAGGAGCGGCGGCUGGAGCAGGAUUUGGAGACCCAAAUCUCGUCUCGUCACUUUGGAACCCUGAGACGCUUCACCUCAGAGGAGCUGAAGAAGGCCACCAACGGGUUUGACGAGGACUAUGUGCUGGGCGAGGGGGGCUUCAGCAAGGUGUACAAGGGCAAGCUGGAGGACGGCAAGUUCGUUGCCAUUAAGCGGAUCAAGGACGAGAAGAGGGCAGGUGGCGAGCUGCAGUUCCUAUCAGAGGUGGAGAUGAUCAGCCGCGCAGUCCACCGCAAUCUCAUUCGCGCGGAGGGCUUUUGUGUGGAGCGGGGCGAGUGCAUGCUGGUGUUGCCCUUCUGCUCUAACGGAUCCGUGGCCUCCCGCACUCAGGGCAAGGAGGGCAACCCCAUGGACUGGCCGACGCGCAUGAAGGUGGCAAGAGGAGCAGCAGAGGGGAUAGGCUAUCUGCACACGGACUGCAAGCCAAAGCUGGUUCACCGCGAUAUCAAGGCUGCAAACGUGCUUUUGGAUGAGAACGACGAGGCGGUGAUUGCAGACUUCGGGCUGGCCAAGGAGAUGGACGUGAAUGAAACUCAUGCCACCACUGCAGUCAAGGGCACCAUUGGACACAUUGCCCCUGAGUACUUUGUGAGCGGGCAGUGCUCUGAGAAGACGGACGUGUAUGCGUUCGGAGUCUUCCUGCUGGAGCUCGUGUCGGGCAAGGACGUGUACGGGCUCACCGUCGUGCCCGAGGCUGAGGAGAUUCUACUGAGGGACUGGGUGUCGCGGCUGCUAGUAGAGGGGAAGGCAGAUGUGCUUGUAGAUCCAGAGGUGAAGAAGGCCGAGGGGGCAGUGGACAUGGGGCAGGUGGAGAAGAUUCUGCAGGUGGCGCUGCUGUGCCUCAAGAACGACCCAACUGAGCGCCCUACCAUGGAGGAUGUGGCUAAGAUGGUGGCGGGCAGUGAACUCACGGAGAAGUGGCAGCAGUGGCAGGCUGAAGCUGGAGCCAUGCGAGCAGAGGACCUCAUGGCUGUCGUCAAGAACCCUUCGCUCUGGGAGAACACGACAACUGGAAUCUCGCUCGAAGCUUUCAAUGGUUGCUGCUCUCACAGCAACAUGUGGGAUCGUGUCAAGAAGCGGUAUAAGCUCUGUGAUUUUAGUGCUCUUCCCGACUACCUCCAAGACAACGAGUACAUUCAUGGAUAUUACCGAGCUAACUGGCCUCUCAAACACACGCUAUGGAGCAUCUUUCAUAUUCAUAACGAGACCGGAAAUAUCUGGACGCAUCUUAUGGGAUUUAUCCUGUUCCUGAACCUGACCAUCUACACGGCUCAGAAGUUCCCGAAGGUGGUUGAGAUCCCACUGUCCCACCUCCAUUUUCCUGAAUCAUGGGUCAACGCCACUGACAGCAUUCAUGCACAUCUUCAGCACAUGGAACUUCCGGAUUUUCGUCCUAUCAGAGACGCGCUCACCUCCAUGGAGUUUCCGAAUCUACAUGCCAUGUACAACUCCCUCCCACACGUCGAGCUCUCCGGGAUUUCAGGGAUUUCGGGAAUUUCGACGUCCAUCUACGAGGCCAUGCCGCACGUUCUUAACAUGCACGAGAUGCAGAGCAUGCUCUCAGCAGUCAUGAAGUCCAAGCUACCAGACCUGGACACCACAAAGCUUCAGGCGAUGCUUCCUCACGUGGAGCUCCCAAAGCUUCGGCAGGUUCAGGCUGCUCUUCUGUGGUACUACGGCUGUGUCCAUCGCUACGCCAGCACGGCGUUGGAAUCCACGCCGGCGUUCCCCACCAGCCCGUUGUGGAAUGAUCAAAGUGUCUUAGGCAACUGCUCACUUUCAGACAGCCCUUCGUUUCUGCUAAGAUCAGUCAAGACUGAGCGCACGAUUGCCAUGUGGCCCUUCUUUGUCUUCCUCACGGGCGCCAUGAUCUGCCUGCUCUCCAGCAGCACCUGCCACCUCCUGGGGUGCCAUUCCAGGAAGGUCUCCCAAAUUAUCUGGCGGUUCGACUAUGCUGGGAUUGCCAUUCUCAUCUGCGCAUCCUUCUACCCGCCAGUCUACUACGGCUUCCUCUGCCAACCAUUCGCCCGGCUCACCUACCUCGUCCUCAUCACCCUCGCUGGUUUGGGAACUGUAGCAGUGUCUCUUCUUCCUGCCUUUCAGAAACCUAAGUUCCGAGCCUUUCGUGCAGGGCUGUUCUUUGGACUGGGAGUUUCUGGUGUGGUUCCAUUUUUCCAUGGCAUGCUGCUCUACCACCAUGAGCCGUUUUUGGUGACAACUCUUCUGUACGAACUGUUAAUGGGGGCGUUGUACGGCAUCGGGGCUCUCUUUUAUGCAACCAGGAUUCCGGAGCGAUGGCUGCCUGGGAAGUUUGACAUAGCAGGACACAGCCAUCAGAUUUUCCAUGUUCUUGUGAUUGCUGGGGCGUACACACACUACCAGGCUGCCUUAAGAUACCUGCAGUGGGUGGAUGGCCGCACGUGCUGA